GGUUACACUACUUCAUAGUGUCAAACAUUCGGUUAUUCCGACUAACGUCGUCGCUCAGAAACUUUGCAAGUUAUUAUUUGCAAGUUAAAACCUUUUAAGAUCUAAAGUGAAAGAAACAUGAAAAGCUCCUUCACAUUCACCAUCUUCUUUUUUGUUCUUCUCCUUACCUCUGGUUAGUCAUACUCAUCUCCUGAUAUAAAUGUAUUAUCUAUAUUAUGUUUAAUUAGCAAUUGAUUAAUGACUUUUUGGUAUGUUUAUUUUACAGGCCUGGUGAUGAGUGCAAGGAUGCAAGAAAUAAGCACAAACGAUAGAUUGAUACCUAUAACAUGCAACACCGAUCAAGAUUGUGCUAAGUAUUGCAAAGGUCCCAUUCACAAGUGCAAAUAUCAUACUUGUGCAUGCGUACCCGGAAACCCUAAUUGUUGCUAGAAACAUACCCUACAAUAAUCUUAAACGUUGGUUUUUAAACUUCGUUUAUCUUUUGCAUUGGAGUUUCUACCCAAAAAUAAAUAAAAUUAUGUUUUUUUUUUCUGUUGACAAUGUUUUGAACCAAUGGUCUAACCGCUGUUUUUUGUGAUUGCAUUGUAAGGACGCAAAAUUGCUACAUAACUAAACCGGAAAUAGAUGUUAGCGGUUUGUAUAUAAUAAGAUAGAUGUUAUAAAAAAAUAUAAACUGGACAAAUUAAAUCUCAGCAGCAUAAGAUAUGACAUUGGACGCAACAUAAUCACUUUAUUUCAAAUUAGGAAGAACCAUUGUAGAAAGUUUUCAUACAAAUUAAAAAUUGCUAAAAAUCAUAUCCAGCUGAGUACUGAUUAAUACAUACAAAUAUCUAUGAUAUUUUCCCUUCUUAGCAUGCUGAGCGAACAUAGCUGCAUAGUUUUUUGGUACGUUGUACGUAUAUAUAUAUAUAUAUAUAUGCAUAUAAAGGACGGAGGACCAAGAGAUUUUUUUUUUCUAAUAUGGAUUAGACAUUUUCUUGUUACCGCUAAACAAGCUCGUCGAGCGUGAACUAUUCGUUGAAGAAGACUAAUUGCUUCCUUUUAAAGAAUGCUUAGUCGACGACGGCAACUGCAUUGUAGCAGCGAAUGACUUUUGAAAUCUCGGUUCCAUGUUUCUCUCUGAACCUAAAGGCUUAGCUGAUCUUUGCUUUUGUUGGUGUUGUUGUCUUCCGUUUGUGUUCAACCGUACCCCAAAUAAACCACCAGAAGAAUAUUGCUCUACAUAUAAUUUUUCAGCAUCUGAUAUGUUCCUUCUGCUUCUUUGAGUUCUUUCUUUGGACCCCUGAUUGAAGAAACCGUGUCUCUGACCCUUGUCAGUUCUGUUUUCUGACAAUGCAAUUGAAAGACAGACUCAAGAAUGGUGUCCCACACCUGAUACAAAAAAAAAGCCUUCAGUAUCAUGCAUCAUCUUUCACACCAAACAAGCCCAUUUUUCGAACUCCUAUCAACAUUCAGCAACAGUGUAGUUCGCAUAUUCUACAUAAGAAAGUUCAUAAAGAUAGAGGUCAGGUACUGUUCAUCCAAGGGUCCAUAGCUCAGUGUUAGAGCAUUCAACUGCAGAUCAAGAGGUCACCGGUUCGAACCCGGUUGGGCCCUUUUUCUUGUUUUGUUGUUUACCCUUUCUUUUCAAAAUUUCAGCUCAUGACUUUAUCAUGUGACUGUAGACGACUAUUUAGCUAUUUUAUAUGGAAGCGGGUACGCAGAAGCGGAAU
Molecule: messenger RNA, 1712 nt
Organism: Brassica napus (rape)
Lineage: Eukaryota; Viridiplantae; Streptophyta; Magnoliopsida; Brassicales; Brassicaceae
Product: defensin-like protein 278
Exons: 1
Coding region: 238-429 (63 amino acids)
Source: RefSeq, a predicted model, not a curated record